GGAGCUUCAUAUGCUCAACUUCUGCGCAUUUCGAUCUACCUACCUUCAUGUCAUGACCACCCUUUUCCUUCUCACCAACCUUUUCCAAUCUACCAUCUUUGCAAAUGCAUUGAGCAAUGAAACCGAUCGCUUGGCUUUGCUGAAAUUCAAAGAUUGCAUAGCCACCGAUCCAGAUGGGCUAUUGAACUCAUGGAAUGACUCCGUUCACUUCUGCAAAUGGCAAGGAAUUACUUGUGGUAGACGGCAUCAAAGAGUAAAAGCCUUGAACCUACCAGACGCUGAUUUGCAUGGAACCAUAUCACCAUACAUUGGCAACCUCUCCUUUCUCAGGAUAUUCGGCCUUUUCAAUAACAGCUUCUCUGGCAAGAUUCCACAACAAGUUGAUCAUUUGUUCAGACUGCGAGGUAUCAAUCUAGGUAUCAACAAGUUGGAGGGGGGAAUUCCAGUCAACCUGACCUUCUACUCGAAAUUAAGAUUCAUAAGCCUUGCAGCAAACCGCCUUACCGGCAAAAUUCCUUCAGAGAUUGGGUCAUUGGGGAAGCUUGUGGAUCUCAUUCUAGAGGAAAACAAUCUGACGGGACCCAUCCCACCUUCCAUGGGGAAUCUUUCAUCACUCACUCUACUUGACUUGGCACAGAACAAUUUGGUGGGCACCGUUCCAGAGGUGCUAGGCCGAUUGAGAAGCUUAUCUGAUUUUGCAAUUGGUAUCAAUACUCUAUCUGGUAUGAUCCCUCCCUCCCUUUUUAAUAUAUCAUCCAUCAAGACCAUCUAUCUUACGGAGAAUAAGUUUAAGGGCAGUAUUCCGCCUGAUAUAGGCCUAAACAUGCCUAAUCUCCAACUACUGUUACUUGGUAUAAAUGAAUUCUCUGGGAAAAUCCCGGCCUCACUUUCCAAUGCUUCUAAGCUUCAGAAGCUUGAUAUUGGGGAAAAUAAUUUUGUUGGGCAAGUUCCCGCAACUUUUGGAAAUUUUCCUAAUCUCUUGUUUCUCAACUUCUAUAGCAAUAAUCUAGGAAGUAAUUCAUCAAAUGAUUUGGGAUUUAUAACAUUCUUGACAAAUUGCAGCAAUCUGGAAAUAGUUGAUCUGAGUUCUAACAAUUUUGGAGGUGUUUUACCAAACUCUGUAGCCAAUUUCUCAACCCAACUGACUAAACUCUACCUUGGGAGGAAUCAAAUAGCGGGAACGAUUCCUGAAACAUUAGGAAAUCUGAACAAUUUAAUACUCUUGACCCUGGAAGUAAACUUGUUCACAAGUAUCAUUCCGGCUUCUCUUGGGAAGUUACAAAAGCUGCAAAUAUUAUAUUUAUAUUCCAAUAGAUUAUCAGGCUGGAUCCCAUCUUCCUUAGGAAACCUCACCCAAUUGUCUGAACUCACUAUAUUUGAAAAUGAAUUAGAAGGAAGCAUUCCUCCAAAUAUUGGUAACUGCAAAAAUCUGCAGGCGAUGGAUAUAUCAGACAAUAAGCUUAGUGGAGAUAUACCAUCACAGAUCAUUGGUCUGUCCUCCUCUAUCUUCCUCAACUUAUCGCAAAACUCGCUAACUGGCAUUCUGCCUGUGGAAGUGGGUAAGCUGAAGAAUAUCAAUACACUGGACAUCUCUGAUAAUAAUUUGACUGGGGGAAUUCCAGAAAUUAUUGGAGGAUGUCUGAGCCUUGAAUAUCUUUACCUACAAGGGAAUCUCUUCCAAGGUAUGAUACCUUCUUCUUUGGCUUCUUUGAGAGGUCUUCAGUCUUUAGAUCUUUCACGAAGCAACUUGUCAGGACAUAUUCCAAAAGACCUACAGAGACUUCCAUUCUUGAUAUAUUUGAACCUUUCGUUCAAUAACUUGGAGGGUGAGGUACCGAAAGAAGGAGUUUUUCGAAACACAAGUGCAGUAUCAUUGCAUGGAAAUACCAAACUUUGUGGUGGUGUUUCGGAAUUGCAGCUACCAGCAUGCCCCAUCAAAGUACCAGAGCAGAGAAAGUUGCAUGGUUUCAAACUAAAGCUCACAAUUUCUUUAGUUGCUGGAUGCGCUCUUCUGUUUGCAGUGAUCAUAGCUCUUUAUUGGAGGAGAAAAACACAAAAGAAUAUGCCGUUAUCUGCAGUGUCAUCAAUCAACUUCCUUCCAAAGGUUUCAUACCAGACACUUCAUCAAGCUACUGACGGAUUCUCUCUGGGCAAUCAAAUUGGAUCAGGUAGUUUUGGCUCUGUAUACAAAGGGAUUCUUGAUCAACAAGAAAACAACGUUGUUGCCAUAAAGGUCCUCAACCUUCAACAGAAAGGAGCUUUCAAGAGUUUUGUGGCAGAAUGCAAUGCACUAAGAAAUAUCCGGCACAGGAACCUUGUGAAGAUCAUAACAUGCUGCUCUAGCACAGAUUACAAUGGUAAUGACUUCAAAGCUCUAGUUUUUGAGUAUAUGUCAAAUGGAAGUUUAGAGGAGUGGUUGCACAGAGAAAACCAAUCAAGGAGUUUGAACCUCCUUCAAAGACUGAAUAUUGCUGUUGAUGUGGCUUCUGCAUUGUGUUAUCUUCAUGACCAUUGUGAACCACAAAUUAUUCAUCGUGACAUGAAGCCGAGCAACGUUCUUCUUGACGAUGACAUGGUCGCUCGUGUCGGUGAUUUUGGAUUAGCAAGACUCAUCCCACCAACCAUGUACUUCUGUGAAAAUCAAAGUAGCACAGUUGGGAUAAAGGGAACCAUUGGCUAUGCUGCUCCAGAGUACGCAGUUGGUGUGGGGCCAUCAAAGCAAGGGGAUGUCUAUAGUUAUGGGAUCCUUGUGUUGCAAUUAUUCACGGGAAGAAGACCCACUGAUGAAAUGUUUGUAGAUGGUUGCAAUAUCCAUACUUUUGUUAAGACGGCCAUACAUGGAAGACUAAUGCAAAUUGUAGAUCCUACUCUUGUUGCCACUCUAGAAGAGAUUGCAACUUCAACAACGAACAAUGAAGUGACCAAUAUCUGUGGUUACAACAAUGAAAUCGAAGCUGAUGAAGGCAACAUUGACAAUGAGAAUUUAAGCACGAUGAACACUUACGUGUGGAAGUGCAUACUUCCAACCCUUAAGAUUGGACUCGCAUGCUCGGAAGAAUCCCCAAGGAAUAGGAUAUCUAUGGAGGAAGUCCACAGGGAGCUACACCAUAUAAAAAAUGCUUACACUAAUGUCGACAUCCGUCGAGAGAGGCCAAGAAGAAGCUAAUUAAACAAGAGUAUGGCAUAGGAAGCGAGAAGUCAAUAUUCUCUGACUUGCACCACUGAAGACAUCUAAAGACAAGAUAAUUGCCUGGAAGUGUGGAAGAAAAUAAGUUGUAGGUAUAAUAAUCUAUAGCUUUAUUUCGAUUUCUAAGUUAUGCGUUGUUUGUUGUUUAAA
Messenger RNA from Rosa chinensis, 3337 nucleotides. Its product is annotated as probable LRR receptor-like serine/threonine-protein kinase At3g47570. The transcript is spliced from 3 exons. Gene Ontology annotation, biological process: protein phosphorylation; hormone-mediated signaling pathway. NCBI's taxonomy places the organism in Eukaryota, Viridiplantae, Streptophyta, Magnoliopsida, Rosales, Rosaceae. Bases 11 to 3166 code for a protein of 1051 amino acids. Gene Ontology annotation, cellular component: plasma membrane. Gene Ontology annotation, molecular function: protein kinase activity; protein binding; ATP binding. The record is from RefSeq and is a predicted model, not a curated record.